Molecule: messenger RNA, 1499 nt
Organism: Zophobas morio
Lineage: Eukaryota; Metazoa; Arthropoda; Insecta; Coleoptera; Tenebrionidae
Product: V-type proton ATPase subunit H-like
Exons: 16
Coding region: 438-1364 (308 amino acids)
Biological process (GO): proton transmembrane transport
Cellular component (GO): lysosomal membrane; vacuolar proton-transporting V-type ATPase, V1 domain
Molecular function (GO): proton-transporting ATPase activity, rotational mechanism
Source: RefSeq, a predicted model, not a curated record
UGACUUAUAGACGUAGAAUAUUUCACAUUGGGACUUAUCGUAAUACAUAUCAAUCCGACUAUGAUAAUUUGGUUUUACACAAUCAAUAUAAUGGGAGAGUGGAUUUGAGCGAAUUAGUAAAUUCUGGAGUAGUAUCUCCCGAAGAAGCAUCCACAAUUGAAGAAUUUUUACAAUCUGAUAAGUUGGAAAGAAAAGUAUAUUUUGAAAAGAUUGAUAAUUUCAAGGAACUUCUGCUUCGCUUUUCUAAACACAUUACUGAACAACCAAACUUACUAAGAACUGUGCUUUUGGUAGUUUCUGAAGCCCUUUACGAAAGUAAAGAAAACUGUUUAGAAACUUUGCAGUUGUGUCCUUAUCAAAAGUUUGUGGUAUAUUUAAUAGUAAACUUCUCUUUUGAUGCGUCUUUGGUGGCCGCUUCGUUGCGGGUUCUUCGCGGGAUGGUGCAAAUCGGAAUUGAACUAGAGCCCUCUUUGUGCCGAAAAGUAUUUGUUUUGUUGACAUCCAAACUUGAUUUAUAUGAGGAAGCUUCAGUGGACGAUGUUCUGCUUUGCCUUAUGACGCUACUCCAAGUAGAUUCUUACAGAGUCUUGUUUUACAAUUAUUCUGGUUCAGUAGAAAGCCUUUUCGGUGUGCUGCUUACACGGACGAGCAACUUUCAGAUUCAGUAUCAAACUCUUUUUUGUCUUUGGGUGCUCACAUUCAAUAAACUAAUCGCAUCUUCGAUUGUUCGACGGUAUCCCAUCAUCCGCACAGUUACGCCCAUCUUACUAAGAACGAGCAAAGAAAAAGUUGUGAGGAUCUCUUUGUCCACGCUUUUGAACUUGUUGGUGGAUCCUGAAACAAAAAAAGUCAACGGGGGGAUUAUGAUAACAAAUAACUUGAAGGCUUUACUUCAAAGUUUGAAGGAAAAAAAAUGGAAAGACACCGACAUCCCGCGUUACUUGGAGGAGCUUCUCAACCAUCUCGAAGAUCUCGUUCAAGAGAUGAGCUCUUGGGAUUACUACUGUGCUGAAGUGAAAAGCGGAGAGCUUUCCUGGAGCGCCGUUCAUAAAUCCGAAGAGUUCUGGCUCGAAAGCGCCGUAAACUUCAAUAACAACGACUACGAGGUGGUUAGACGAUUGCACCAACUUUUGGCUUCUUCCAAUCCGACUGUCGUGGCUGUGGCUGCUCACGAUCUGGGUCAGUACGCCCUGCACUGCUCUUGUGGGAAAAGCGUCAUUGAAAAAAUCGGUGGCAAGGAAACUAUAAUUACUCUAUUGGAACACGAGCACCCGCUCGUCCGCCACGAAGCUCUCUUGGCCUUAAAAAAAUUGAUAGCCUUUAAUUGGCCAAGUCUCGAUCCCGUACACGAUUUCAAAAGAUGACUCCGUGCCUACUAUACACAUUAAACUUAUUACUGUUAGUUUUUACAAACGUUACUUGUAAUUGGUUUCUUUCGUAAUUCAAGCUGCGGGAAAUUUCUUUGAGAAAAGUUUACCAAGCUAAGCUAUUUAAUAAAG